AUGGCUUCCAUCAUGGAGAAUGCUUCGAUUGAGUCUGCAGCUGCAGUCGCCGUCAACCAUCCCUACUAUCCACUUGAGAUGGAAAUAGGGAGUUAUCUUGCAAACGAAUGGACUGUACCUGCUCUUCUGAGCAUGUUUUUCGGUGCUUGCGCUGUGUUGUCGAUAUGUACUCGCACUUUUGUUGCCAGAUCAUAUCCCCGCCUGCCAAGCAGUGAGAAGGCUGCCAUAUGGUGGUUAGUAUUAUCUGGCGCGAUCCACCUCUUCUUCGAAGGAUAUUUCUCGCUCCAUCACACUCAAAUUAUCAAAGAUCAACAAUUGUUGGGACAACUGUGGAAGGAAUAUGCGCUGAGUGACAGUCGAUAUUUGACAUCCGAUCCCUUUGUCCUUUGCAUGGAAACAGUGACAGCAUUUCUAUGGGGACCUAUGUGCUUCGUCGUUGCGGCCUUCAUUGCGACUGGCCACCCACUUCGACACCCACUACAAAUUAUCGUGACUGUAGGACAGAUAUACGGACUUGUUCUCUAUUAUGCCACCCAUACUUUUGAUUACUAUCACAAAGAAGUCAUUUAUUCUAGACCUGAAUUUUUGUACUUUUGGUUCUACUAUUUCUUCAUGAAUUUCCUCUGGAUGAUCUUCCCGGGCAUGCUCCUGGUUGACUCCGUACGUACCAUCGCGCGCACCUUCACAGAGCUGGACAAGGUCAACAACACUAGGAGCAUGAAUAGUUUCGCAAAGAAAGGUCAAUGA
This is a messenger RNA of Sclerotinia sclerotiorum 1980 UF-70, 747 nucleotides long. RefSeq lists its product as hypothetical. Bases 1 to 747 code for a protein of 248 amino acids. Gene Ontology annotation, biological process: sterol biosynthetic process. The record is from RefSeq and is a predicted model, not a curated record. The transcript has 5 exons. NCBI's taxonomy places the organism in Eukaryota, Fungi, Ascomycota, Leotiomycetes, Helotiales, Sclerotiniaceae. Gene Ontology annotation, molecular function: cholestenol delta-isomerase activity; C-8 sterol isomerase activity; steroid Delta-isomerase activity. Gene Ontology annotation, cellular component: membrane; endoplasmic reticulum.